UCAUUAAGUGAAAUAUUACAGUAAAAAUGGAGAAGAAACAGACAGCUGCCACAGAAAGCCAUGUGCUGGUAUUCCCUUUGCCAAUACAGGGUCACAUAAACCCAAUGCUUCAAUUCUCAAAACGUUUAGCCUCAAAAGGUCUGAAGGUCACCCUAGUCACCAGCACCUCCAUCGCCCACUCCAUGCGAGCUCCCCACGAGAGUGCCAUCAAUGUAGAAACCAUUUUUGAUGGAUUCCAGGAAGGAGAAAGAGCAGCAAGCCCUGAUGAAUUUCUAAAGCGCUACAAGGCCACAGUCCCACAAAGCUUAGCUGAGCUGAUAGAGAAACAUGGUAGCUCUCCAUACCCAGUUAAGUGUAUCAUAUAUGAUUCUGUUUUACCAUGGGUUUUAGAUGUGGCUCGAAACACAGGGAUCUCUGGAGCUUCAUUUUUCACUCAAUCCUGUGCAGUUUCUGUUUUAUAUUACCAUGAAAUUCAAGGGUCGUUGAAGGUUUCUUCAGAAGCAGAAGCUGUGGGUGUGGUUUCUUUGCCUUCCCUUCCAGAGUUGGAGUUCAAUGAUCUGCCAUCGUUCGUGAAUGGUGCAGGGUCAUAUCCAGCUAUUUACGACCUUGUUUUUAGCCGGUUCUCGAAUAUUGAUGAUGCUGAUUGGCUCUUCUGGAACACCUUUAAUGGGCUUGAAGAAGAGGUGGUGAAUUGGAUGGCAAGCAAAUGGCCCAUCAAACCAAUUGGACCAACAAUUCCUUCAAUGUUCUUAGACAAGCGGCUGGAGGAUGAUAAGGAAUAUGGUCUUAGCCUCUUCAAGCCCAAUUCAGAUGCUUGCAUGGAGUGGCUAGACUCGAAGGAACCAGACUCGGUUGUUUACGUGUCAUUUGGGAGCCUGGCAGCCCUUGGAGAAGUACAAAUGGCAGAGUUGGCGUGGGGUCUAAAAAGAAGUAACACCAGCUUCUUAUGGGUAGUAAGAGAACCAGAAAAAGAAAAGCUCCCAAACAACUUCAUAGAGGAGACCAAAGAAAUGGGACUAGUUGUAACAUGGAGUCCUCAAUUGGAAGUCCUGGCUCACAAGUCUGUGGGAUGCUUUAUAACUCAUUGUGGUUGGAACUCAACCCUGGAAGCAUUGAGCCUGGGAGUGCCAAUGGUGGCCAUGCCACAGUGGACAGAUCAGCCAACCAAUGCCAAGUUUGUGAGUGAUAUUUGGAAAGUAGGAAUUAGAGUGAAGGUAGAUGAAGAAGGGAUUGUUACUCAAAAAGAGAUUGAAAGAUGUAUAAGAGAAGUCAUGGAAAGAGAAAUAUCAAAUGAGAUGGUGAAGAAUUCAGAGAAAUGGAAGAAACUAGCUUGCAUGGCUGUAGAUGAUGGUGGAAGCUCCGACAAGAACAUUGAGGAAUUUGUAACAAAACUUGUGUGUAAUUCUAAUAGUUUUAAAGAGUGAAAUAAUUAGUUCUUCCAUAAAAUUAGUAGAUCUAUGUUAAAUUUAAUUUAUGUUCAUUUAUGGGGUAA
Manihot esculenta (cassava) is the source of this 1492-nucleotide messenger RNA. RefSeq names its product UDP-glycosyltransferase 74E1. Gene Ontology annotation, molecular function: UDP-glycosyltransferase activity. The transcript is spliced from 2 exons. The record is from RefSeq and is a predicted model, not a curated record. The coding region runs from base 27 to 1424 and encodes 465 amino acids. NCBI's taxonomy places the organism in Eukaryota, Viridiplantae, Streptophyta, Magnoliopsida, Malpighiales, Euphorbiaceae.